This is a messenger RNA of Trypanosoma cruzi, 762 nucleotides long. RefSeq names its product mucin TcMUCII, putative. The record is from RefSeq and is a predicted model, not a curated record. Bases 1 to 762 code for a protein of 253 amino acids. Lineage: Eukaryota; Euglenozoa; Kinetoplastea; Trypanosomatida; Trypanosomatidae. The transcript has a single exon.
AUGUGCAUGCGGUGGAGCCUUGUGUGCCGCUCCUGUUUGCUUCUCCCUCCUCCAUCUGUGUGUUGGUGGUGCGGCAGGGCUGUGUGUGCGUGCUGCCGUGGAUUGGAGUGUGUGUCGUGCGUGGUGUGCGGCGUACGGUGCAUGCCUGGCUGCUGCCCUCUCCUCGUGUGGUGUGCCCUCUGUGUGUGUCCGCCGCACCUCUCGUCUCCCCUGUUGCUCUCCAUGCCCCUCACUGUGCAGAUCAGCUCCACACCACUGAACGACCACACUCACGAUGAUGACGACGUGCCGUCUGCUGUGCGCCCUGUUGGUGCUCGUCCUGUGCUGCUGCCCGUCCGUGUGUGUGUGAGAGCGACUGGUGGACUGAAUAAAAAUACGGAUUUGUCGUCCUCUCAGUCACAUGUGCAAGAUCAGUCUGACGAGGAACAGGAUUCAGAGACGGAGACCGUUGCGAACCCGGAAGGUGAAACAAGUGUUGACGAAGGAUCAGGAAGUGAGGACCCUACCCUGCGAAAGACACAAGGGAGCUCUGUUGUGUUAAAGACACCAGAUACGACGACGACUACCACAAAGGCACCAACCACGACAACCACCACCACAACAGUGGCACCAAGCACUACGACUACAGAGGCGCCGGCUGUGUCGACCACCCGCGCACCGUCACGUCUUCGCGAAGUCGACGGCAGCCUCGGCAGCUCUGCGUGGGUGUGUGCCCCGCUGCUGCUCGCCGUAUGCGCGCUGGCGUACACCACUAUGGGCUGA